UUGACAUCAUAUGACGUGUGGCGUUUAGGGGUGUAUGGUGACGUGCAUCGCGUUAAGGUCCUUUUCAACAAAAAAGACAACGCGCUGAUUCAGUACGCUGAACCGCCUCAAGCACAGCUAGCCAUUCAGUACUUGGAUAAGCUGAAGCUGUGGGAUAAAGUCAUCCGCGUCACCAGUUCAAAGCAUAUGAAUGUGCAGAUGCCUAAAGAAGGCCAACCGGACGCAGGUUUGACUAAAGAUUUUUACCAAUCACCGUUGCAUCGCUUCAAAAAGCCUGGUAGCAAAAAUUACUUGAACAUUUAUCCGCCAUCAUCGACGCUCCAUCUCUCGAACAUAGCUCCUUCAGUCACUGAAGAGUUUCUUACUGAGGCCUUUAUGGAAAAAGGCUUCAAAGUGCGGGGAUUCAAGUUCUUCCCGAAAGAUCAUAAAAUGGCGUUGGUGCAGUUGGACUCGAUUGGAGAUGCAGUUUUGGCUCUUAUAGUAUUAAUGUCUUCUUAUUUACUUAAUUUAUUGAGUAUGACUUUCUGUUUCUUUGGAUGUUUUACUUCUGACGGUGUUGAGGACAGAAUUUGUUCCAUUUGA
This is a messenger RNA of Soboliphyme baturini, 582 nucleotides long. NCBI's taxonomy places the organism in Eukaryota, Metazoa, Nematoda, Enoplea, Dioctophymatida, Soboliphymatidae. The record is from the annotation of a GenBank genome assembly.